Rotaria sordida is the source of this 2076-nucleotide messenger RNA. NCBI's taxonomy places the organism in Eukaryota, Metazoa, Rotifera, Eurotatoria, Philodinida, Philodinidae. The record is from the annotation of a GenBank genome assembly.
AUGGUUCAUGAUAUAAAUACUACAGCAACACCAGAUAAAGCAUCUACAAUAGGUACUGGUGAUAUAUCAUUGGAUGAAAAACGUAAAAAAGUUGGAAAUUAUAUUAUUUUAAAAACACUCGGGGAAGGCAGUUUUGCUAAAGUACGAUUAGGUAUUCAUUUAAUUACUGAAAUGAAAGUUGCUGUUAAAGUUAUUAAUAAACGUGAAGUAUUUAAACGAAAUUAUUUACGAGCUAAUUUACGUCGUGAAGCAUCAAUGAUGCAACGUAUGUCACAUUCGAAUAUAGUACAAUUACAUGAAGUUAUGGAAACCGAAAAUUCCUAUUAUAUUGUUAUGGAUUUAGUUCAAGGAAAUGAGUUUGUUAAAUAUUUAACAAAAAAGAGACAAUUAGAUGAAAAUGAAACAAGAAAAUAUAUUCGACAAAUUGUUUCAGCUGUAGAUCAUAUGCAUCAUGCACGUGUUAUUCAUCGAGAUAUAAAAUUACAAAAUUUUAUGCUUGAUCAAAAUAAUGAUAUUGUUAUUAUUGAUUUUGGUCUAAGUAAUUGUCUUGAUGAAAAAGGUUUUUUAACUACUCAAUGUGGAUCACCAGCUUAUGCUGCUCCCGAAAUCUUUGCACAUCAAGAAUAUGGUCCAGCUGUCGAUAUUUGGAGUAUUGGUGUUAAUAUGUAUGCUAUGUUAGUUGGUAGACUUCCAUUUAAAGUUGAACAUCGUAGUCGAAAUCUUGCUAAACUUCAUGCAUGUAUUCUUAAAGGUUGUGAAAUACCAAAUACACUUUCAAGAGAUUGUCAAGAUUUAUUAUCAAGAUUAUUAGAACCAUCACCAACAAAACGAAUAUCAAUGCAAGAAAUUCUUCGUCAUCCAUUUUUAACAUCUCAAUUAGGACCUAUUCCACUGACACCAUAUAAACCGCAUUGUGAUACACGAGAAAUUAAUAGAAAUAUUACGAAAUAUCUUGCAUUCAAACAUGGUUUUACAGAACAAGAAAUUGAAGAAGCUGUCUUAUAUCGAAAGCCAAUUGCAUCUCGAGCAUUGUAUACAUUAGUUGAACGACGUCUUCACGAAGGUCUCGGUUGGCCCGAUCGAACAUAUAAUAAUUCAGUAACAGGUAUGUCAUCAACAACAGGUGGUGCUACGGGUGAUGGUUCAUCAGAUGUUAUAAUACUCGAUAAACUUGAUCGACAUGAACCUUUAUUACCUAGUCGACGUGUAUUACCUCGUCAAUCAUCUUCAUUAGUAAAUAAUCCUAAUAAAAUUUGUCGAGAAAAAUCAAAUUAUGCUUUUGAUGAACAACUUUUUGUACGAGCAAAUACCGGUGCUAGUAGUAUUACUGCUGGUUUAACACAAGAAGCAUUAAAUGAAUUAGUACCAGCAUCACGAUUAACAUCACGAAAAUCAUAUCAUGAUAUUGUUUUAAGAAAAACUUCAGCUGCGGGUGGUACUCAUGGUGAUUUAAUCAAUGAACAUAUUGGUACACGACGAGUCAUAAAUGCAAAUAGUCUUGCACCUAUAAAACCUUCUAUAACCACACAACGAGGAAAUAUUUUAAUAUUACAGCAACAACAACAACAUCAUCAUCAACAACAACAAAAAUUUAAACCGCGUAGUUUACCAAAUUCAACACUUGAUCAUGCUAAUCAAAAUGGUUUUCAUUUACCACAUGAUCCAUAUGGUUCUCGUACAUCAAAAAAUCCUAGUCGAACAUCACAUUUUGAACAUCCAAAAAAACAUCAACAAAAUUCACCAAUACGUUAUAAUCCUGCUCCAUCAGUAACAGUAAAAGCAAUUGGAUUAUUCAUUAAAAAUUCUGGUUUAAAUUCACGUGUUAGUUCAUGUAGUAGUAGGUCAUCAAAAAGUACCGGUGGUGGAGGACUUGAUGUUCAACAAGCAUCACCACCAUUAAAAUUUUAUCCAAAUAAUAAACAGACAAUAAUUAAUUAUCAUUCGCAAGGAAAUUUAACAUCGACAGGUACAACAAGACAAACAUUAGUUAGAACAGCUGGGUCACCUCAUCAUAUAUCAUCAAAAAAAGUUCCACAUACAUCAGCCACUGGCGGACAAAAAUUAAUGCCGACUUAG